Messenger RNA from Mauremys reevesii (Reeves's turtle), 4479 nucleotides. RefSeq lists its product as uncharacterized. The coding region runs from base 77 to 3946 and encodes 1289 amino acids. Gene Ontology annotation, biological process: SCF-dependent proteasomal ubiquitin-dependent protein catabolic process. Gene Ontology annotation, molecular function: protein binding. The record is from RefSeq and is a predicted model, not a curated record. Gene Ontology annotation, cellular component: SCF ubiquitin ligase complex. The transcript is spliced from 14 exons. Lineage: Eukaryota; Metazoa; Chordata; Testudines; Geoemydidae.
GGCCGCGCCGCAGACAGAACCCGAAGCCCCCAGCCCGGGGAGUCAGCAGGUCGGCGCCGUGAGCACUGCAGACAAGAUGGAGCAUUUAUCUGAAAAAGCAGCUGAACGGCUCCAUGCUGAAAUAAUUAAUGAAGCAGACACACCUCGCACCCGUGACCUCAAGCUCUUACGGGCCAAGCGCUUAGCUUACUAUGGAAGGUGUGGAAGGACAAAGAUUUACUCUUGUGGUACUGAUGAUAAACCAAGUUCAUCAGCUUCCAGAGGAGCAGUUUUACAUUCUGCAGUGAGCACUAAAGAAGAAGAAAAUCAGACUUCCACAUUAAAUGGCUCUCAGCAACCCAAUAAUGCAACAAAUGGAAGGAAACUUUUAAUUCAGAGAUCAUCUGGAGUAAACCAUCAAGGAAAAGAGCAAGAAACAGUUAUCACAAAUCCAGAAACACAUAGCAAAUAUAUGAGCCAGACCUGUAUUUCAGAAUUAGAUCAUAGACUACUUGAGGAUCUGACUGUUCCAGAGACACACAAACUCCAGCAUGUUAUGAGUUGGGCACAAUUGGUCCUUAGUAAAUCUCAGCAAGCAGCUCAUCUGCUGAAAUGCUCACAGUUAUCUCAAGGACUUAUUUUGCCUCAAGGCAAUGAAAGUGAAAUAGCACUAAGCAGGGAGACGAAAGAAACCAGAAGCUCAUCUAGUUCUUUGUCAUCAUUGACAGAUGAUUUUAACCUCAAUGCACAUGCUAAUAUUUGCAAGAGUUCCAGCUUUUCUUCAAUCUCUGAAGUUAACUCAGAGCAUACAGAGAGGUGCAUUUCUCUUGAUCCUUUAAGAGAUAAAACAUUAGCCCCUGAAAACAAAUAUUUCUAUAACAUUCAGGCUAAUAAUAAUAAUAAUCAGAGAAAGACAAUAAUUAGCAUCAAGAGAGAAAGAAGGAACCCUGAGAUCUCCCCAUGUAUUUUUGGCCAGCUUGCACUUGCUGAUGAAACCUGGAACAGCAAAGAAAAAUCAAAUUUUCAAAAUAUAAGUGAGAAAGAUAUGUGGUCAGAGAUGCAUAGUGUCCAGCCACAACCUCCAGUUGUGUGUAAAACUGACAAUUCAAGUAAAACUGCAGAGGCUCCACGUGAAGAUCCUAGUACUUAUUUUUGGGCUCCCCUAGCUGAUAGUUCAGAUGAGGAAUGCACAGACAGAAUUGUGACGACAAAGAGAUCAAAUAGGUCUGGUGCUGAGAUCAAGGAGCACAAAAAAUCUUCACACAGCAUAUUUUCACUUAAAGAAAAAAAUAUAAAAUAUUUGAGUUCUGGUGUGCUGGGUGGUAGUAUUGCUUCCAUGAGGAAGAUGCACAGCAAUGGAAAAUGGUCCGUGGGAGAAAAGCUCAUAUUAGAUAACAAAGAAAAUUAUAAACACAAAGAUUUCAACUUGGCCUUAAAGGCUCAUGGCUGCAGUGAAGGGAAGGUUAUUGCAGAUAGCAUCAAGGAGGAGGCUGAAAACAGAUGUAUCCCCUUCUCUAGUGAAUCUGAUGUUGAAAAUGAUGAAUUGGAAGAUCUGGUGGUAGAUUUUACACCUCUGAAGAGAGAGAAAGAUCAUAGAAAUGAAUCAAGAUUCAAGGAUAUGGAAGACUCGCAUUCCUCUGAGGCGAGAAAAUGGAUUAGAGAAGAGCAAACAGACAGUAUCUUCAGUAGCACAAGUUUUGACAAUAGUAUGGGUAAAGGAAAUAAUUACAAGAGAGCUCAAAAAGAAAUAGAGCUAAAAUGCUCUAAGAUAGAUCCAGCCAUGCAAAGUAGCAAUCCUUUGCUGAAUUCAUUAGUGAACCGUCCGGAACACACUUUUAAAGUUUGCCCUGACUGUGAAAGUCUCAGUUAUCCAGAUAUGACUUGGUGCAGUGGAUGUGGUUGUGUUUUAUUAGGUGUAUUAACACAGUCUAGUAAAGACAACAUGGAACAUAAAUCCAAAGUAUUCCUAGGAGAUGUGACUGACAAGCAGAAUAAUGUUUUCAGUCAAGUCAUCAAAUCUUCACAAAUUUCAGAAAGCAGCUCAGAGGAAUUCCCGAAACUAAGAGAAAGAAGUGAUGAUUGCCAAAAGAUAUGCUGGGAUGAUAAGCCACUGUUAUAUUCAGACUGUGAUAUUAGUGUUUUGGAUAAAUAUUAUUUUUAUUUGGAUCAGUUAAAUAAGGCCAGAUGUCUUCAUCCCAAAGAGAGAAACCAGCCAUUUUCUUUCCAAGAAUACCUUGGAUACUCUAAAGAGGAAAAGAUCGCCAAACAUCUUGAGGGUAAGGUGGUUGAGCAAGAGGAGACUGAAGAAACUCACAGUGAUUGUGGAGCUACUAAACUAAGCUAUGUUAAUGACAUAAAUCCUGAUGCCAUAGAACAAGAGAACAGCCAUCUUGAAGAACAGGACACAUCUGAAGGAGAAUCUACUUUUAUGAAACUUUUGGAUGAUCUCGAGUUGAAUAGUAAAACAGAGCAGAAAAAAAGCAAAGUUUCAAUAGAUAGGAAACUCUCAGAAACCAAAAGCAUUAGAACACAACUGACUGGUUCUAAGAGGUAUUGGGAGAAAUCCAGCAUUGCAUGGUCAUCUUACACACAUGGAGAACUGAAGCCAAGAUCACAAUGUGUACAAAGACCAGUCUCAGCUGAUGUAGGCAAGAAGAUGGUCUAUAAAGCUCAAAAUAUUCAGCCUUCAGGCACUGACUCCAAGCAACCUUGCAAAAGUACAUUUCAAGGUUUUGAGGAAACAGUAAAUUGGGAUAAUAACUGUGAGAAUGACCUCUCAGUUUGGCUGCUUCUUCCGGAUGAACUGUGGCUAUGCAUCUUCUCAUUGUUUUCCCAUAAAGAGCUUUCUCAGGUUGCCCAAGUCUGCCACCGUUUCCACCAGCUUGCGAGGGAUGAGUCCUUUUGGAGGCAGAUUCAGAUUUUAGACUGCCAUUGCUUGAAUGAUGAGUGGCUGAUCCACCUGGGACUACACCAUCCCCAGUGUUUCACUCUUUACCAUUGCCAUGAUGAAACACAGAGCAUUACUCAUAAGGGGUUAAUGAAGUUCUUUCAGCACUGCCGAGACUCUCUUAAGGAAUUGAAGAUAACAAGCUGCAGUGGUCCUAGGUUGCGAGGGGACACAAUUCUUCUCCAUGCAAGCUCCUUUUGCAGCCAGCUGACAUCCGUGGAUAUAAGCUGGACAGGGGCUACUGAUUUAGGGGUCAUUGCUCUAGCAGAAGCUUCUUUAAGCCUCCAGGCCCUUUCUGCUAAUGGAUGCCAGCUGACAGAUGAUGCUAUAAAUGCCUUGAUUGAAAAGCAUGGGAAAAGUCUCAGUAAACUAGAAAUAUUUGGCUGCCAUGCUCUUACUAACAAGUGCCUGGGUUUCAUGGCUAGAGAGUGUCCAAAUCUGCAGACGCUGAACAUUGGCAGAGUCCCCAAGGUUACUGAUGUCUGCUUGGCGAAGAUAGUGAAUUGUCUGAAAAAGCUAACUACACUCAAUAUAACUGGGCUCAAUGUGGUAAGAGACCGUGUUGUCCACUUUAUUGUAACACAGUGUCCUAAACUGGAGUGUCUGGUUCUCAGCUCCUGCUCCCAAGUGACUGAUAUAAGCCUAGUGGAAAUUAGCACCUACCUGCAAACAAUCAGAUAUCUUGAUGUGAGUGGCUGUAAAAGGGUGACUGAUGUAGGAAUUCAAGCUUUGGCAGGGAGCUGCCGCCAGCUUCAUUACCUUGAUCUGAGCUCUACAGGAACAAGCAAGAGGGGGGUCUGCUUGUUGGCCAGCUUCUGCCAUAUCAGUUUGGAAUGUGUGAAGCUCAGUUUCUGCAAGGAUAUCACUCUGGAGGCAGUUAAAAAACUCUGCAAAAACUGUAAAAGGUUGAAGUUGCUUCAUCUCUAUGGCUGCCACAUCACUGAUCUGGAGUCCAUUAAAGAAAUCAAUAAAACAGUGCAAGUGUAUCACGACCUCUGUUUCCCACCUGCUAAUAUUUAGUUGAAUGAGGAACUCUGUCUGUUGCUAUGGACACCUUGGCUUGUAAAUAUGACAAUGCUUCAGCAAAGAGAUGCUAUAUCAGUUAGUCUUGUACAUAUUUUUAAUUGUAAUCUCAGCACGGGGUUGGGAACCAUGAAUUCCUGAACUGUAAUCCUGACACUGACUCCGUUUCUAGUUUUGCCCAAGUCACUUACCUUCCUCGCAGGGGUGUUGUGAAGAUAAUGCAUGUGAUACAUUUUUAAGAUGAGAAAUAGAAUUCACAUGCUAAAUAUUACUAAAUGUAUUACCCUUGCUAUUUGAUUGGAAAGAAUAAAAACGUGGGUCAAAAUCCGCAAUGAUGUCAGUGGUGGUCAGCAGGUGUAAGCUCCGGUGUAAAAAAAAUGUUUGCAGUUGGCAAAGGAGUGUAACUUGCAGUGGCUGUGCACACUGAAUGAUAUACACCACUUGGUAUUCUGUGGGGAACAACUUUCAAAUCUUGUGUCAGCGGCUUCAAAUCCCAUUGAAGUCACUAGAAAAAAGAAGAGAAAGGGAAG